Messenger RNA from Pogona vitticeps (central bearded dragon), 4662 nucleotides. The record is from RefSeq and is a predicted model, not a curated record. NCBI's taxonomy places the organism in Eukaryota, Metazoa, Chordata, Lepidosauria, Squamata, Agamidae.
UGGUUGGCUGAUGCCUGGCGGUGGGCGGGGACAGGGGGUUUCCUUGGCGACCAUAGAAGCUGCCGCUGUACACAGCUUGGCUCGCUCUUUGGGCUCCAGGUCCUAGAUUAUGCCCAUGAAGUUGAAAUGUUCAGAAAAUGAUCCAAACGGAUAAUCAAAACCAGGUUGCUUCUGAUGAAAUCAUUAAAGAGCUGUGCACCUGUAAUGGGCUCUCUUACGACAGAAUUGAGCAAGAAGGAUCUUCGGUGAAAAGCUUGGAGAUGUUUUUCUCAGGUUACCCCAGAAUAGUAGGGCUGACCCAUUUCCCCAGCUUAACAAGACUGACCCUCGUGAGACAGAGCAUCCAGGAAAUCUCCGAUCUGGAGAACUGUCCGUUAUUGAAAGAGCUGUGGGUAGCAGAAUGCAAUUUGACCAGAAUCAACGGUUUGCAAAAAUGUGUCCUUCUCCAGAAGCUUUACCUCUAUUGUAAUAUGAUUUUGGCUAUUGAAAAUCUGGAAAAGCUAACAAAGCUUGAAGUGGUUUGGCUUAAUGGGAACCAGAUUAAAGAAAUAGAGGGACUGAACACGCUGCAGAAAUUGAAGGAACUCAACCUUGCAGGGAAUCUCAUUAGUAAAAUCGGAAAUAGUUUUGAUCCCAAUGGAAAAAUAGAAAAAUUAAACCUAUCAGGAAACAGAAUAUGCUCCUUCAAGGAGAUCACCAAUUUGGCAAGGCUGCCUCAUCUAGUAGAUCUGUGUCUGAAUGAUCCCCAGUACGACCCCAACCCAGUCUGUCUCCUUUGCAAUUAUGCAACCCACGUCCUGUAUCAUAUCCCCCAGCUUCAAAGGCUUGACACUUAUGAUGUCUCUUCCAAACAGAUCAAAGACCUGGCAGAGACUACAGUGAUGAAAAAAGUCAUGUACUACAACAUGCGCAUCAAGGACGCCCACCGGCAGCUUAACGAGGAGCUGGAGAAACUGAAAGAGAGGAAGUGCAAGUUGCAGAAGCUUCCCGAAGAUCGUGUCAAACAUUUCAGCUGCAACAUCAAGCAUCUGGAACGAGAACUGUCAGAACUACAGACUUCCAGCAAAAAACGAAGCAGCAAAACCCUUUCCAGCCAACAUGUUGAAGGUGAAAAAUCAGAUGAGGAACUGGAGAGUCCGGAUGAGACUCUGGAAGAAUACAGUCUGGAGCAGCAGUUUCUGCAUAAAUUAGAUGCCCUCCAAAGCAGAAUAAACUUCUGGAACAAAAAAUUAGAGGAAGUGGAAGCCGUUUAUCAAGGAGAAGUGAAGAAGAGGAAGAAAAAGAGUAACCUGGCUGUACAGUUUUUGCUGACCGAGCUGGAAUCUGUGGGGAACACGCGCUUCGAAGAGGGAUCUCCCUGUGAUGCUUGGUUUAAUUCCUGCUACGAGUUAGUGCUGUCCCGCUUUUGUGCCUGGGACUUCAAAGCCUAUGGCAUCACCGGGGUGAAAGUCAAUCGCGUCGUCAGGAUACACAACCGGAUUUUGAGGCAGAAAUUUGAGGAGAAGUUUCAGAUCUUUUUGGACAAGGAAGAUUUAAACGAGUCCAUAAACUACAGAAAGAUGCUAGAAUAUCUCUUCUAUGUCUCUCCACCCGAAAUGUCCUUAAAGAAAAAACAGUUGAUUCAAAUCCUAGAGGAAGGCUUCCAAGAAACAAAAAAGGCCUCCGGAGAUGAAGACGUCGUCCUGCUCGCCAACAGCCUAAGUAUUUGUGAAUGUCCAAGGAUUGAAUAUUUGCAAAAACAAGCCAGAUCCAGAGAAGAGUUUGUCGAGUGGUUCCGACAUGAGGCUUGUUCUCCUGCUGACUACAAGAACUGUGACUGUAGCCUCCGCCAGUGUGAGUGGUUUCUCUUUGAUCCCGAGCUGGUUUUGCCGGAGUACGUCAUUGAGUUUGAAUACAUCACAUUGGUCAAAACAGAGCCUCUGUUCUCCUCACUCAGCAAUGUGAUUGUGGAGGAAGGAAGGAGGUGUUCGCCAGGUUUUGUGUGUUCUCGGGAUCUCCAGCGUGACGAAGACGCUUUAAGCAUGGAGCCCGUCGUUAAGCCCAAACCCAAAAUUGUUUGCUUGGAUGAAAAAACGGUGUUAACAGUUGCAAAAGCCAACAUUUACAGCCAGAUAAUGGUUCUGAACUUACAUGGGAAUAGGUUGAGCAAACUACGAGACAUCUCCAAGCUAACUGGACUUCGCAAGCUCAUCGUUAGUUUUAACGAAUUCACUUGCUUAGAUGAUGUUUACCACUUGGAUAGGUUGAGCAAACUACGAGACAUCUCCAAGCUAACUGGACUUCGCAAGCUCAUCGUUAGUUUUAACGAAUUCACUUGCUUAGAUGAUGUUUACCACUUGCCAGCCUCUGUGCGUUUGAGUGUGAUUGGCCAGCUGAAGGCUCUGACACACCUUGAUGGGAUCCUGGUUACCGAAGCUGAGGCAGUGGCCGCGAUUCAAUUUAUGGCAGACUCCAGAAUCACUCAGGUGUCCCUUGUGGAACAUUCUCGGACAGACCCAGAGAAGCUGAGAGUCCUCAGCGUCUUGCCUUAUGCCAAGAUCUUGAGUCAGAUCAGCAAAAACAAAGUCGACGUAUUCCAGAACAACUGGUUUUCUAAGAUCACUGUGUUAGAUCUGGAUGGCCAGCACCUCAGCAAAAUAAGCGGCUUGGAAAAACUGGAGAAUUUGCGGUGGGCCUCUUUUAGCAACAAUAACCUCACUAAAAUAGAAGGCCUGGAGUAUUGCCUCAAUCUGGAAGAACUCACAGUAGAUGGAAACUGCAUCUCCACCCUGGAGGGCAUUUCAAAACUCUCCAAGCUCAUGCGUCUGAGCGCCAAUAACAACCACCUCACCAGCCUCGAGAAGAAUAUUUUUGAGAACCUUUGGCACCUCCAUUAUCUCUCUCUUGAGAACAAUCGGAUCACAUCGCUGGCGGGCCUCCAAAAAGCCUACGCACUCAUUGAACUCUACAUAAGCAACAACUAUGUGUCUUCCAACCAAGAAAUCUAUCAGCUGAAGGGGCUAAACAAUUUGGUAAUCCUGGAUAUGUAUGGAAAUCUGAUAGUUUGGAAGCAAGAAAACUACCGUCUCUUUGUCAUUUUCCAUAUUCCGUCUCUGAAAGCACUGGAUGGCAUUGCUGUGGAAGCAACGGAAAUUGAAAAUGCUAAAGAUUUAUUUGGUGGCAAACUCAAUGCUGACAUGGUUGCAGAAAGACUGGGACACUCAGACUUCAGCAAAAUGCAGGAAUUAAACUGGACAGCUUCUAUGAUCAGAAUGGUAGAUUUGGUGCCAGCAGAGCAGUUUAAAAACAUCACCAGUGUGAAUCUGCAGAACAAUAAUCUCACCUCUUUCAGUGGUUUGGUCUUUCUCUCUAAUGUUAAGGUGCUCUGCCUAAACUACAAUCACAUUGAGUCGAUCCUACCCAGACAGAAGCCGACGAACCACUUAACAAACCGGCAGCAGCUGUAUCAGAAAGUGUCUUCCAGUGGAUAUGGACAGCAAGGAGCUUCCAAAAGCAACAGGGAUGCAGGAUUCAGCGAAGGGCUGUCGCCAAUCAUGGAGAGUUUGGAAGUUCUUCAUUUGGGCUACAAUGGAAUCACCAAUUUGGCUUUGCUGCAGAUCAGCCGGCUAAAAAACCUGAAGUUUCUGUUUUUGCAGGGUAAUGAAAUCAGCCAGAUUGAAGGGCUGGACGGUCUCCAUCUUCUACAGGAACUGGUGCUAGAUCACAACAAAGUGAAAACGAUCAACGAUAAUUCCUUCACCAAGCUGGGCUCCUUGGUGGCCCUUCAUCUGGAGGAGAACCGGCUCCGAGAACUGAACAAUUUACAGCCCUUGGGAAAACUGCAGAAACUUUUUCUUGGUCUCAACAGAAUUCAGGAUCUGUCGGAACUUGAAAAACUUGAAUGUCUUCCUUGCAUUAAAGAGCUCUCGAUCUAUGGAAAUCCUGUCUCCCGUAAGAUCUGCCACCGGCCGUUUCUCAUAUUCCGCUUGCCGACCCUCCAAGUGCUGGACGGUGUCACCAUCAGCCAAGAAGAGAGAACCAGGGCUGAAGUCCAUUUGCUGGAACAGCAAAUCUUUCUUCCUGCAAACUCACCAAUCGACUGUGGAUCCUUUCCAGGGCUGCAAGCAACCCUCCCUAAACAAUGCACCACGAGGAUUGCCAGUGUCGCCAACAUUAGCCUGAUGAGUGGUGUCAGCCAUUUAAACAGUCCCGAUUUUGCCUUUCCUUACACUGCUGAUGAACUGUUUGGGAGUGAGAGUAACAAAAGUAAGAAAUCAAAAACCGCAGCAGUGGGUGUAUGCAAUCCUCGGAGCAUCCAUGCAGAAGUCGCCAUCCGGCAGGCCAGGAGUACAUCAGCUAACCCUCCAAGCCAUGGGACAUCACAGAGCAGUUCCUCACGAACCACGUAAGGGAAACGAAGUUCUUUCAGGUAACUGGACAGCAGAACUAUGGCUGAACGAGAAGACAUUUGUAUUAGCCUUGAUCUAAAUAUUUGUGCAGGCUGUUGUUGCUCCACAGAAGAAUUACCCCACAGAAAUUUUUUUCUAUACUAUCACAGUUAUAUAUUUGUACUGUAUAUCCUAGAUCAAAGACAAAAAACAACAUAUUGACUAGCUUUCUUAAAGUUGGCGAAAUACCCUCUAUUUCCAACCUGAAUAAACCUUGAACUGAAUAAAAUAUCUU